Cottoperca gobio is the source of this 2355-nucleotide messenger RNA. It is a transcript of the gene styk1a, whose product is annotated as serine/threonine/tyrosine kinase 1a. Gene Ontology annotation, molecular function: ATP binding; transmembrane receptor protein tyrosine kinase activity. NCBI's taxonomy places the organism in Eukaryota, Metazoa, Chordata, Actinopteri, Perciformes, Bovichtidae. The coding region runs from base 248 to 1555 and encodes 435 amino acids. Gene Ontology annotation, biological process: cell surface receptor protein tyrosine kinase signaling pathway; multicellular organism development; protein phosphorylation. Gene Ontology annotation, cellular component: signaling receptor complex; plasma membrane. The record is from RefSeq and is a predicted model, not a curated record. The transcript is spliced from 10 exons.
GCUGUCAAUGUGGGGCACCCUGGCAAGAGAUGCUGAUAAAAGGUGUCCAAGCCCGCGGAGGCUAAUUUGUCCUUCAAAUCUGAAUCACACUGCAAGUCAAUUACUUCAAGUUGGAUGUCGACAGAUCAGAAGCCUUGACCGUGAACGGCGAGCGAAACACUGCAGUCUGGCUUUGAUGCUAAUGCUAUUUCGCUAGCAAUAAGGAAGCUAGCUUUCACUGCUGCAUCGCCGAUAUCUCUGCUACGGCAUGUCAUCCAACUCCACGGCCGAUAAUCUGUGUGCACCAGAUGACACCCUAUGUAUUGUAAGGGAAUAUAUGCAGGCGGUGAUCAUCGUCCCUACGCUGCUGCUCCUGGGAACCCUGCUCAGCUUCCUGACCCUGUGCUUACUGAGGUACUGUCCUCAACAGAAGCGGACAAAGAUCACUGCCCUUCAACGCUACCACAGCUCAUCGCACAGACACAAACAAAGGCAGAGCCAUAGCCAUCACCUACAGGGCAUUGAUGCACCCCCGGGGAUAAACCCAUUGGAACAUGAAGAGCUGCCAAUGUCAGUUCAAGAAGUGCAGCAGAGUGUCAGGCCAACUCUGGCUGCAGUACCUCAGAUGUCCACAGAGAGGCAGCAUGGAGCCUUCAGCCAGGUUACUGCCCUGCCACUGUCCUUCUCCAUGAAACCUAAUGACACAUACAGCCUCUACAGAGCCCGCAAGGACAACAGAGGUGUCAUCCUGAGGAUGCUAAAAGAGACAGCAAACAGCCAUGAGAAGCAGCACUUUUUGGGUUUUGCUUCCUUUGUGUCAGGACUGGGGACGCACCCCUUCCUACCUGAACUGCUGGGUGUGGUUUCAGUGCAGACGCCCCUAAUGAUGGUUGUUGAGGAGCUGCAGCACAGAGACCUGUUGGGGUUCCUGUGGAGAUGUCGAGAGAAUAACUCGGGUUUAGAGUCUUCAUGUGACAUGACGGAGAAGAGGAUCUUCACCAUGGCAGGACAAGUGGCCUCUGCUCUGGAGUACCUGCACAGUCAGCGCUGCAUCCAUGGCAAUGUGGGAGCUCGCAGCGUUCUGGUUGGUGGAGAUCUGACUGUGAAGCUGUGGGGGUUGGACUCUGCCUACCGCAGGAGAACGCAGGCCGUUUCAACAGGGGAAGUAGAGGACAUGGAGAUGAGGAAGUGGCAGGCACCUGAAGUGCUUAGCGGAAGAACCGUCAGUCAGAGCAGUGACAUUUGGUCCUUUGGGAUCCUCCUCUAUGAAAUGGUCUCAUUGGGUGACCCCCCGUUUGCUCAGUUCAAGACUACCGAACUCCUGCAGUAUCUACAAAGAGGAAAGCAUCUGAAACGGCCGGCCACCUGCUCCACCUCACUGUACUCCAUCAUCAGGAAUUGUUGCCACUGGCGCCUCGAACAACGCCUGUCAAUGUCGGAGCUCAUUAGAACACUUCAGACGGAAGAGCAAUCAGCCAAUGGGAGGAACGUUCUAAGAGUGACUGAAACACUGGACAUCGAGAAGUACCUGCGGGAGGCGGGAUAUGGAGAGGUGUACGACUAUGCUGUGCUCUGAAUGAGACCGCCAUCAGUCAGGACUAAAUUUGCGUUUUUGUAACACCCAGGACUGCAGCAAGAAUGAAGAAUUUUUGAAAACCAACAUUGCACAUUGUUCAUGAAGUACAAUUUUACUUACUCACUUGUACGUACUAUUGGAACACUUAAACUUGUAUAUGUUUAAAGAGUAAUAUAUGGAUUGUAAAUACUUUUUUCUUCUGUAAACUAUAACUAUGGUCAUCUAAAACACUAAUGUAAUGGAAAACAAACAUGCCCGUUUUUUUUUAUUUUAUUUUUUAUAACUAACAAAAGUGUUUAGGUGAAGGGACCAGGCAAAAGUACCAGUGCUUUAUUUCCAUGUCUUCUAUAUAGAGCAUCAAAUGAUUAGGAUGUGGGCCUUUUGUUUGGGGUCUUAAAGCUUCAACCACAGCUUGUUGCAUCCUCAAGACACAUAGUUACAUGAUACCAUGUAUUCACUUACAUCCUGAAACCCUUAACCAAAAAAAUGAGUCAGCUGGAAUCUCAGUUCGACAUGGCCCUGGAAUUAUUGCUAAUGCACAGAAAAGCUGAUACAAUCUUCCAGUGACUGUUCAUCAACAGAAUAGUGUAACACCUGGCCCUAAAUUCAAAGUUUAAAGGUCUGCAGCAGCAGUAGGGCAUAGCAAUUGGUCAAUGUGUUACCUUGCAAUGGUGACAAUGACCCUGUUUGCUAAAAACAACCCUUGCUCUAUACACCUGGAAUACUCUGUUCUCAUGUGUCAGACAGAGAAGCUCAUUAUGCAUAUUUAAAGCAAUCCAUGAAAAGUCUGACAUGCAACU